This is a messenger RNA of Podospora pseudocomata, 1219 nucleotides long. RefSeq lists its product as uncharacterized. The transcript is spliced from 2 exons. Gene Ontology annotation, cellular component: plasma membrane. NCBI's taxonomy places the organism in Eukaryota, Fungi, Ascomycota, Sordariomycetes, Sordariales, Podosporaceae. The record is from RefSeq and is a predicted model, not a curated record. The coding region runs from base 1 to 963 and encodes 320 amino acids.
AUGCGCCACCUCCCCUACCUCUCCUACUACCUCUACCCCAUCCUCGCAGGCCUCAUCUGGCUAGCCACCCUCCUCGCCCUCCUCAUCCACUGGCUCGUCCCCCCCGUCUCCCGAGCGCACUACCCCUCCAUGGCAGCCUCCCAACAAAUAGCCUACAUCUCCGACGUCGGCGCCUCAACACUAAAGCCCCUCUUCAUCACCGGCUGCGUCCUCACCACUGUUUUCCUCGACAUCUCCUUCGCGGCAGAUUACUACCUCCGCCACAAAGGCCGGUUGGUCCCCAACCAAACCCGGACGGAGACAGUCCUCGCCUUUCUCACCAUCGGGUUCGCAAUCAUUGGAACUGUCGGGUUGAUUUUGCUCUCGGUGUUCGACACGGCGAGGUACCCGAAGCUGCACAAUAUUUUUUUGCUGCUGUUUAUUGGGGGGUAUGUGCUGUCGGCGAUUUUUAUUUGUUGGGAGUAUCAACGGUUAGGUCAACACUAUAAACACCACCACCAACUCUCCACAUCCUUCUGGAUCAAACUAACAUUUGUCAUUCUGGAAAUCUUGCUAGCGAUCGCUUUUGUGUCAUGCACAUUCACCCAGCACUACAACGCUGGCGCGGUGUUGGAGUGGGUUAUUGCUUUUAUCUUUUCGGCGUACGUGUUUAGCUUUGUGGUUGAUCUCUGGCCUGCGAUCAAGACGCAGCCAAACUUGAAUUUGCACAACCCAAGAGAAAAAGGGAUGGGUUUUGAGGGGAAUGGGGGGCAGGUAGUGAAUGGGAAUGGGUAUGGGAAUGGGACGGGGGACAUGAGGUAUGUCGGGGCGAGCGAGAUGGAGGAGGGCGGGGGGGAGAGUAGCGGGAGUCAUUUGCCCAUUCAGGGGUAUGGGAAUGCAGUGGGCGGUGGGCCGGUGAUGGGGUUGACGGAUCACAGUAGCAGGCCGGUGACGAGGGAGAGGGGGUUGGCCGGUAACUUCUAAUUUUCUGGGUUUUAGCUAUGCUUGGAAGGGAGUUUUAGUUGGGGUUCUCUGGUCUGGUCUGUUUUGGGAGAAGAGCGGGGGCUGGAUAUGGUAGAUGUAGAUACGAUUCUGGUUUUUUGUCUGGUCGUGUCUGUCGGUAAAUUGCAUAGCCAAGAGCGCUUCUUCAGAACAAACGCUUGGUGUGGCCGGAAGUUAUCCCUUCGUUUUAUUUUCGAAGGCUAUGAACCCAUAUAUUGCCGUGGAGAAACGUUCCUCG